AUGGCGUCGAAGCCCAUCGUUGUCUUUUCAAUUGGCGCGUGGCUCAAACCAGAUACCUUUGAUGUUAUUCGUGCAAAGCUCACAGAGAGAGGCAUCCCGUCCGAAGCACCCGCACAUCCGUCAAUUGGCGCCGAACCUCCGAACAAGACCCUCGCAGACGACGUCGCUUCCCUACGGUCCGUCCUGACACGUUUGAUUGAGAAGGAAGGCAAGGAUGUCGUCCUUGUAGGGCAUUCAUACGGCGGUGUAGUUGCCUCCAGUGCGGCCGAGGGCUUCGCAAAAGCCGAUCGCAAGGCAGCUGGACAAGAGGGCGGUGUCGCUCUGGUUGUUUAUAUGGCUGCUUUUGCUCUGGAUAAGGGACAGAGUCUCUUGGAUAUGCUCGGUGGACAAUAUCUGCCGUGGAUGGAGGUCGAGGGUGAUUACGUCCGAUGCAACGCCGGCGCUGAGGCUGCUUUCCAUGACCUCGCCCCCGAGGAGCAAUUAGAGCAGCAGUCCGGUCUUGUCCAUACAUCGCGCGCCGUCUUUUCCGGGGCCUCCACAUUCGAACCCUGGCACCAGAUUCCGUCCGCCUAUAUCCUUUGCGAGGAAGAUCGCGCUCUCCCAAUCCAGUUCCAGGAGAUGCUGUCUGCUAAACUGGGCACUGAACUCUUAUAUCGAGUUAAGAGUUCCCACUCGCCCUUUUUGAGCAUGCCGGACAGGCUAGCCGAGGUAUUGGAAGAGUUGGUCAGCAAGGCUCAGUAG
This is a messenger RNA of Aspergillus calidoustus, 741 nucleotides long. The record is from the annotation of a GenBank genome assembly. NCBI's taxonomy places the organism in Eukaryota, Fungi, Ascomycota, Eurotiomycetes, Eurotiales, Aspergillaceae.